AUGUCUUCUGAGAGCACUACCAGCGAUGCUGUCCUUAAGGAGAUCCUCGAAGGGCUCAAGGCCCUUCGAUCGGAGAACUCCGUACUGGCAGCUUCAGUUGACAAAAUCAACGGCCGUGUGAACAUGCUGGCAGGCAUCAAGCAAAUCAAGGAUGAGGCAGCAGAUGCAGCUGCUAGUGGAAAGCUAGACGGCGAGAAGGCCAAUGGUGUCGAACCAGAAAAGUCCAAGUCUGUAGAAGCCGUUAGCGAGCAGUAUGAGCAGCCACCUUCAGAUGCUGAUGCUCAACCACGUCGCACGAGUGUAUCCAAGAUUUCAAAGAUCAUCUUGACUUCAUAUCCUGGUCAAGCUGGUGUCGACCCGUUGCCCAUGCAAUGGGGUGCCAAGGACCCUGCUGUUCGUGGCCCUGUCGUUGUUUCAAGACAUGCGAACACUAUCCGAAGACGCAACGCUAUCGGUGCUCAUGGUGGCUCGUACUCCAUUUACAACGCUCUGGCCGUAGCAAGCAAGAACCUUGACAUCACUCACAAGCCAGACUUCACUAACACCGAGCCUGCUGCAAAGAUCGGUCCUUUCCCGCAAUGGAGUGAUCCAAAGAAGAUCGUGGCCAUGGAUCCAUACGGCCAUCUUGCACCAUGGCUGUACAAGGAAACCAUGGACAAGGAUGAUGUGGAGAUAAGACCUACGAUUGCCAUUACCAGAGCGCACAUGAAGGUGCCAGAACUUGAGGAGAGCGUACGAAAAGGUAGACUUGUUCCCGACGGUAAGAUUUGCAUGAACGAGACAGGUGAAGUUGCCGUCACCAAGGUUGCAGUUGAGCCUGUAUGGUAUUUGCCUGGUGUUGCUGAGCGCUUCAAUAUUGAUGAGGGAACUCUUCGCCGGACACUUUUCGAAGAGACUGGUGGCUCUUAUCCUGAGCUCAUCACCCGUCACGACAUCAAGCUCUUCCUUCCUCCCAUUGGCGGUAUGACUGUCUACAUCUUUGGUGACCCAGCAAAGAUGUCCGAUCCCAGCGCAAAGCUCGCUCUCCGCAUCCACGACGAAUGCAAUGGAAGUGACGUAUUCGGAUCUGACAUCUGCACAUGCCGUCCUUACCUCACUUUCGGUAUUGAAGAAGCAGUCAAGGAGGCCCAGAAGGGUGGCAGCGGUGUCGUCAUCUACUUCCGCAAGGAGGGUCGUGCUCUUGGAGAGGUCACCAAAUAUCUUGUCUACAAUGCUAGGAAGCGAGGCGAGGAUCGUGCCAGCGAGUACUUCAAGCGCACUGAGAACAUCGCGGGUGUCAAGGACAUGCGUUUCCAGGCUCUGAUGCCUGAUAUCCUGCACUGGCUUGGUAUCACCAAGAUUGACAGGAUGCUCAGCAUGUCCAACAUGAAGCACGAUGCUAUUGUCGAGCAAGGUAUUCCAAUCCAUGAGCGUGUGCCUAUUCCCGAUGACAUGAUUCCGGCGGAUAGCCGCGUUGAGAUCGAUGCCAAGAUCCAAGCUGGUUACUUCACAACCGGUCAUGUCAUGUCGAUGGACGAGUUAGCAAACGUAAAGGGUCGUGGUUGGGAUGAUGUCGAUCAUUGA
This is a messenger RNA of Alternaria burnsii, 1563 nucleotides long. RefSeq lists its product as uncharacterized. The transcript is spliced from 5 exons. NCBI's taxonomy places the organism in Eukaryota, Fungi, Ascomycota, Dothideomycetes, Pleosporales, Pleosporaceae. Bases 1 to 1563 code for a protein of 520 amino acids. The record is from RefSeq and is a predicted model, not a curated record. Gene Ontology annotation, molecular function: GTP cyclohydrolase II activity. Gene Ontology annotation, biological process: riboflavin biosynthetic process.